UCUUUUGUUCUUAAACAUUUGAAUUAGGAACAAUUGUUCUGGCUUUGCAUCUUCUCUGAGUGUGCAGAUUGCUAAGAACUGUAAUCUCUUUAAUCUGUUUGCUGAAGCACAUUAACUUGUUUCCACUUGUUCCUAGCUGGCUGGUGUUAGGACCCAGAAAAGAGACAGCAGCAACGUGAUAUAAAUAGAGUACCAGAAUGGGACAAAGUUUGAGAAGAAAGCAUGACAUCACUCAGACUUGCUCUCCACCCAAAAAGAUCUGGGAUGGAGGUGCAAACGUGAGCUGGACAAGCGAGGAGUUAGCAACUCUUUUCAGCUCAGUUCCUGAGGAAAUAGUGCGAGUUAUACGCUCUAUGCGCUAUAAGGAAGUACAUUUUCUUGCUAGCAAAACCAAAACUGGCUUCAGAUCUCUGACAACGUGAAAGUAAUUGAAAGGAAAAGACCAUAGGAAGAAAGUUGAAAACAAGAUAUUUUCUUUUUGGCACAGAUUCUAACAGAAAUACUUGACUUCCUUCCAUGGAACAGUACAACUUUCGGAUCUGAUGCACAUUUCUUUUAAUUUUUCUCAAAUCAUAGUAAUUUAUUUAUGGUUAAAUGAAGAGAUCAAAGUGUGAAGCAAGCAAAUACUACUUAAAGGGUCUGGAAGGAUAUUAUAUCAUCACUGGAGGAACAGACUUUUUGAAUUUGCACGGAAAAUGUCCCUUUUAAUACGAAAAGUAGCUAAGGAAAACUUAUGAUUGAAAUCUUACAGGAAUUUGAUCUUGGUUGUACUUUUAACCUUAAAUAGACCAUGGAGAAUUUAUUAUCUCUGCUCUGUUGUCAUUAUUCUUUGCUGAUUUUAUUUCAGUUCCAGUAUCAGGUGUAUGGAAACUAUUCCCAGCUACUCAAACACCCAGGGUUCAAAGUUCUUGCAUCAGCUUCCCAUUACUGGCCAUUGGAAGAUGUGGAUGGAAUUCAUGAGUUUCGGGAUACGAAUGGAGAUAUUGUAGAAGGAAUGGUGAACAAAGGAAUUUACGUUCGUGAAAAGAAAGGAGUUACCUUUCUCUUCUUUGGAAGCUAUCAAAAUUCUUGCAUUAGUAACCCAGAAGUCUGUGGACCUGAAGGAGUAACAUUUUCCUUUUUCUGGAAGACUCAAGACCAGCAGGCUAAGUUUCCCCCUGCCUCCGGUGGACAAGUAAUUUCCAGUGGUUUCAAAAUCUGUUCAAAUGAAGGUGAAGGUUCAGUAGAAUUUUACACACGUGGGAAUGCAAUGAUGAAGUGGAAAGCAAGCUUUAGUCCACCAGGUCCUUAUUGGACUCAUAUUCUCUUCACUUGGAAAUCAAGAGAAGGACUGAAAGUCUAUGUCAAUGGAACUCUAAACACUUCUGAUCCAGAAGGGAAAGUUUUCUAUGAUUACGGAGACCCCAAGGCAAAUCUGCUGACUGGGACAGAGGGGGAUCAAACUAAGCGCUAUGUGAAUGGUGCAUUUGAUGAAUUCAUUAUAUGGGAAAGGGCACUCACCCCCAAUGAAAUUGAGCAGUACUUUACAGCUGCUGUUGGUGUGCAAGUUUUGCUUUCUUCAACACUUCCGUGGUCUAUGAUGACAACUACUGCAAAACCUUUGCUGUCUACAAAUGCCUAUCAUCCCAUCAUAACUAACCUGACCAAGGAGAGAGGGAACUUCCGCUCCCCCAACACCAUGCUGGACUACCUGGAAAAUGUGUCAUUCAGCUUGCCCAACAAAUCCUUGUCAGAAAAUACUGCUCUAAGCCUGACAGAGGCAUUUUUAAAAGCCAUUGAAGACUUUCUGCUGUUGCCCAACUGGUUCGAAAUACCUGAGACUGCUCACAUAUUUGGAAGUUUAAUUCAAACUAUUGACAGUGUGAUGGUGCAUAUGACACGCAAUCUGGAAGAGAACACAUUACCUCUAACUGUUGAGGGCACAUCAUCUGUGGCAGAUUACACCUUGGCUAGAAUGCAUCCUCAGACUCUGAAUUUGUCCCGUUAUCGCUUUCCAUCUCGAGGACAGAGUUAUAUUUCCAUUCCCAGUGAAGCUUUUCAAGAAAAAGCUUGGAUUACCAUUGUCGGUCUAUUUUACCAUAACAUGCACUAUUUCUUUCAUAAUAUCAACCCUAUGGAUACCAAGAUUGCUGAAGCUGCUGCCUACAAAGGCUAUAUGAUCUCAGCAACCAGCUAUCUCAUCUCCAUCAAAGUAGAUCCUCCGCCCAAGUUGUCCCACAAUCUGUCAGGAGCUCCUCUUAUUACCAUCCAGCUCACACACAAAUUGAGUCCCAAACAAUACAGCCUAGCACUAAAUAAGAGUAACAGAGUUCAUCUUUACUGUGCCUUUCUGGACUAUAGCAAUGGAACUGGUGUCUGGUCUAAUGAAGGUUGUGUGCGUGAGAGCGGGGACCUCAACUACUCAGUGUGUCUUUGUAACCACCUCACUAACUUCGCCAUUCUGAUGCAAGUGGUGCCUCUGAAGCUAACGAGAGAACACCAGGUGGCCCUCUCCUCCAUCACUUACAUCGGCUGUGCUCUGUCCAUCUUCUGCUUGACGAUCACGCUGGUCACAUUUGCUGUGUUGUCGUCUGUGAGCACCAUCCGCAAUCAGCGCUAUCAUAUCCAUGCCAAUCUGUCCUUUGCUGUCUUGGUAGCUCAGAUCCUGCUUCUCACCAGUUUUCAGUUCAGCCCUGGAACGCUGCCUUGCAAGAUCUUGGCCAUUCUCCUUCAUUUUUUCUUUCUGAGUGCUUUUGCAUGGAUGCUGAUGGAAGGAUUUCAUCUCUACAGUAUGGUGAUCAAAGUAUUUGGGUCAGAAGAGAGCAAGCACUUAUAUUAUUAUGGAAUUGGAUGGGGGUGCCCAUUGGUGAUCUGUGUAAUUUCCGCAACAUCAUCCCUAGACAGCUAUGGAGAAAAUGACAACUGCUGGCUUUCACUACAGAAUGGAGCAAUCUGGGCUUUCGUGGCACCGGCAUUGUUUGUAAUUCUGGUCAAUAUUGGUAUUCUCAUCGCUGUCACAAGAGUUAUCUCAAGAAUCAGUGCAGACAACUAUAAGGUCCACGGAGAUGCCAAUGCCUUCAAACUCACAGCUAAAGCUGUUGCUGUUCUCUUACCAAUCUUGGGAAGCUCGUGGAUCUUCGGGAUUCUGGCCGUCAAUACCCACACGUUGGUAUUUCAGUAUAUGUUUGCUGUUUUCAAUUCACUACAAGGAUUUUUCAUGUUUCUGUUUCACUGUCUUCUGAAUUCAGAGGUUAGAGCUGCUUUUAAGCACAAAACCAAGGUCUGGUCCCUUACCAGUAGCUCGACUCGCAACAUCAAUGUGAAACCCUUCAAUUCAGACAUUAUGACUGGGAACAGGCCAGGCACAACCCCCACAAAGCUGAACACCUGGGAUAAAAGCACCAAUUCAGCCAACCGCAUUGAUUUAUCAGCAGUCUGACAGUAAUACCAGCUCCUCAGUGAAAAUCAAGCCAUACAUUCAGGACCUCUGACACAGUGUCCACCACUUUUUUCUCACCGUUAAUACCAGUAGAAAACUGCUUUUUUAAUCACUGCCUAAUAAAUUGGAAAUUGCCAUAUUUUGUCAA
This is a messenger RNA of Cygnus olor (mute swan), 3566 nucleotides long. RefSeq names its product adhesion G protein-coupled receptor D1 (gene ADGRD1). Bases 791 to 3418 code for a protein of 875 amino acids. Lineage: Eukaryota; Metazoa; Chordata; Aves; Anseriformes; Anatidae. Gene Ontology annotation, biological process: adenylate cyclase-activating G protein-coupled receptor signaling pathway; cell surface receptor signaling pathway. The record is from RefSeq and is a predicted model, not a curated record. Gene Ontology annotation, molecular function: G protein-coupled receptor activity. Gene Ontology annotation, cellular component: membrane. The transcript has 25 exons.